CACUUGUGCAGCCUCCAGCGAAGGCCAUGUUGCGUAGGAUACGCGGAAGUUAUAGCACCAUGGAACAUGCUGGGCCAAGUUGUAGUUCAUCGCAAGUAUUAAGCCUGUAUUUAAAGCAUUUUUAAAGCAUGAAUGCGUAGUAAGCAAUAAACAAGUUGUCUUAUGAUAACGUUGUACGGAAAAAAAUGUUCAUAUUAAAACGUUUGCCAUUCACCGGAAGUAUUUCUGUAAGGAUGCUUCAGUACACCUCCCUAACUUUUGGAUUUGUUGUCGCGUGUCAUCGUUCUACCUCCCGUAGGGGGGCGAGUCCGUACAACUCAGUAGACAGUGAGCGCUACUCGUCCCUUGUAAAAUCUGUCAUCUCUUCGAGGACCAGUUCUCAAACGCCUGAUACCAUUCACGAUGAGGAUGAGCACAUGUUUGGACCAGUUGUCAAAGCUCAUACGCAGUCAAGACAACAGAGGAGGCUUCCAAAAGUCGUUCAUCCUUUUUUACGUUGCGAGGAAACACGGGAGCCUGAGUCAGGACCUCCAGUCCGAAUCGUGUUAAACAGGGACCAAGGUCGGUCGUCCAUACCGAGUGUUACCAGGAUUCUUCAGGCGACGCUUUCAGCAGAGCAGCUCUUCUAUCUGGAGAGAUGGAAGAGAAGGAUGGUUGCAGAACUGGGGGAGGAAGGCUUCAAAGAAUACACCCAAAACUUGUUUAGGCAAGGGAAACUUUUCCAUUCAGCCCUGGAGGAAGUUCUUAUGUCAGGCGCAACAAGGCAAGACGAAAAACAUGAACCACAAUCAUCUGAUGUGAUGGGAUACAUGAAGAGCAUCGCUUACGUUCUGGAAGAUGUGAGUGCAGCAAGAGCAAUAGAGAGCAGUGUGCAGCACGACACUCUCGAUUAUUUGGGCAUCGUGGAUUGUGUGGCCCACUACAGAGGUGUUUUGUGUGUUAUUGACUGGAAGACCUCGGAAAAACCUAAGCCGUUCCUGAGCAACACAUAUGACAACCCCAUUCAGGUAGCGGCCUACGCUGGAGCUUUGAACAGUGAUGCCAGAUACAAAUACCAGGUGGAGAAUGGGCUUAUAGUCGUUGCUUACAAGGAUGGCUCACCCGCCCACGCUCACCAACUGAACCAUGAGCUAAUGUUGGAAUAUUGGGAAAAGUGGCUGAUUCGCUUGGAAGAGUUUCGAGAACAGAGAUCCAACAAAGAGUCUGCUCAACAAACACAAUAUUCCUAGAUGCCUCCAAGCUGUGAGAAAGUUGGGCAAACUCCUCACCCUCCAUUUCAAAGACACAUUUAGUUAAUUCCACCUGUGUUCUCUACACUAAUAAACAAUUAUCUUUCU
Molecule: messenger RNA, 1337 nt
Organism: Hippocampus comes (tiger tail seahorse)
Lineage: Eukaryota; Metazoa; Chordata; Actinopteri; Syngnathiformes; Syngnathidae
Gene: mgme1
Product: mitochondrial genome maintenance exonuclease 1
Exons: 5
Coding region: 186-1229 (347 amino acids)
Biological process (GO): mitochondrial DNA replication
Cellular component (GO): mitochondrion
Molecular function (GO): single-stranded DNA exodeoxyribonuclease activity
Source: RefSeq, a predicted model, not a curated record